AUGGACAUCAACUGCAAUGUGACAACACUGGAGGCCCAGACACAGAUUAACUCCACCAUCUUCGACCUGGUUAAGACGGUCAGCAUGUGUGUGAGCUGCACCUUGAACACCAUCCUCAGUGUUCCUUUACUUCUGGUCAUCACGCGAAGCCCGUCUCUCCUCCGACAAACUCGCUUCCUGCUCCUCACACACCUCCUCUUUUGUGACAACCUCGAGCAGCUCAUCAGCACAGUCAAAGCAGUUCUCUUAAGGUCCAGAGAAGGCAUACCUGUGGCCCAGUGUCUGAUCUUCUGUGCUGCCAUCCAGGCCUGCCUGAUGGUGGACCUCUUUCUGAGCACCGCUAUGGCUGUGGACCGUUUCGUAGCUGUCAAGUUUCCCCUGCGCUAUGAAUUCUUGAUAUGUCCUCAAAGGAAGAGAGCAGCUAUUGCAGCCAUAUGGACAUUAUCAGUUGUGGUCAUCAGUGUGUCUCUGUGCAUCGACCUCAACACCAUCCAGGUCAAUUUUUCCCUUCCCCGUUGUCGACCUCUCAUCAUGACACCCUGCCUGUCUAGGACGUCCGCAGUGGUACUUUACUGCACCGUGGGAGCAGCUCUGCUGACGCCUCUCUGCUUCCUGACCAUACUGGGAUGCUUCUGCCUGCUUUGCUGGGACAUGCGGGCAGGCCUGCUCUGCACCAAGAGAGCUGGCGUGACGCUGACCCUGCAGGUAGUUCAGACCAUUCUUUUUUCCGUUCCUGUAGUCACAGACAGCUACUUGAUCCCUGGCUACCUGCACAGCGAUGCUCUUGAUAUAGCAACCACAAUCACCUACAACCUGGGGGUGUCACUCGUCCCCCUGGUCUAUGGCUACCGCUCACGGGAGCUGCAGCACAGGAUACGCCAAGCUGCACACAGGAACAAAGAGAACAACCAAAGUUAGUCAUUAAGUGUGACAAACAUUCGCUUGAGCCGGUCUUAUUUAAUCAACUGCAAAAACAGCUGCGCAGCCUGAAUGACAGGAGCUGUUUCCACCUGUUCCCCAGAGCAGACUUCCCACAUUUAUUACAUCACGCUUUGAAUUUACUUGAUUGUUCGAAACUCUUUGAGGAUUGGUUGGACAACUGAAUCAAUAUGCUGCGGUAAGGCGAGAGCAUCAUCCUGUAUUCCAUUUGCUUUUCAGAGGAAAACGAUAUGUGUUUUGUUAGCAGCGGUCGAAUCAAAUCAAGCGUUUAUAGUGAGAAAAGAAAUCAGAGAUAAAAAAAAGCAUAG
This is a messenger RNA of Scatophagus argus, 1247 nucleotides long. Its product is annotated as olfactory receptor 1E1-like. The record is from RefSeq and is a predicted model, not a curated record. Gene Ontology annotation, cellular component: membrane. Gene Ontology annotation, biological process: G protein-coupled receptor signaling pathway. Gene Ontology annotation, molecular function: G protein-coupled receptor activity. Lineage: Eukaryota; Metazoa; Chordata; Actinopteri; Scatophagidae. Bases 1 to 918 code for a protein of 305 amino acids. The transcript is spliced from 3 exons.